This is a messenger RNA of Pseudozyma hubeiensis SY62, 1182 nucleotides long. RefSeq lists its product as hypothetical. The transcript has a single exon. Bases 1 to 1182 code for a protein of 393 amino acids. The record is from RefSeq and is a predicted model, not a curated record. Lineage: Eukaryota; Fungi; Basidiomycota; Ustilaginomycetes; Ustilaginales; Ustilaginaceae.
AUGUCGCCAGAAACGUCUCAGCAUCAUCUUCCUACCACGCUCGAUUUGGAGAAAGAGCCGCUUGCUCCGUUCUCUGACGAAGAGAAAAGCGCCAUGGAAAAAGCCCCUCAAAGCGUCUUGAACGAGGACCACCUUGAGCUCCGAGUUGGUCAAGACCAUGCAUCGCGAAGCAGCGCUAGAGGUGUCCGUAUCCUCUCGCGUGCUUUCAAGAGCAUCGCCAUACUCCUCGUGGCUUUCUUGGCAACGAACGGCUUCUGGGCGCUCUUCCGUCCUGAUCUGUUCGACCAUCAUGGGCUGUUUGCUUUGAGCAGCAAGGAUGACCAUGGUAAGCACGGACAUGGCCAUCGUCAUCACCAUCACCACCAUCAUCACGGUCCGGAACACCCUCCUCGUCCGCCCCCUCACGGUCCUCCGGGCCACGACCAUCCCCACCCACCCUCUCCUCCGCCUCAUCAGCCUGGCCAUGGUCCAGGCGGAGAUCGCCCUGGUCCUCCUCAUGGCCCUCCUGGUCACGAUCAUCCCCACCCGCCACCUCCUCCUCCUCACAAGCCUGGUCAUGGGCCUGGUGGGGACCGACCUGGACCUCCUGGCCCCCCUCCUCCUCCCCCGGGUCCUCCGGGUCAACCCCACCCACCUCCGCCGCCACCUCACAAAGUCCCGCCGAAGGUGCGAGAAUGUUUUGAUCUAGUUCCUGGCGAGACUUUGACUUUCGAAACCCCACUCGAGUGGUUCGGACAGGGAGUCGAAGUCGCACCUUCCCUCGCUGGGUCGAGCGUCACUUUCGUCUGGGACGGCAAAGUUGGUCCCCCCUCCCCACCUCCUCACGGUCCUCCUCAUCCACCUCGACCACCUCAUCCUCCUCACGAGAAGGACGCGAGCGAGGUCGAUGACGAGAAGAGCUCGAAGAAGUCCAAGAAAGCCCCGGGCAAAGUCAUCUUCGACAUCGACAUCCCCUCGAAAGCCGAAUGGAAAGAGGCGCACGUUGAGUCUCACGAGCUCAAAAUCUGCUCGAUUCAUCGACCCGGUUCGACAGGCAUCGAUAUCUUCAACGCCACCGGUAUCCCACCCAACCAUGUCCGCAUCGAUCCAGCUUUCGAAAAAGUCGCCCCUAGCUUCAACACCACCAUUCGUCUGCCCAACCAUUAUGCUCGUGCUCCUAUCCGCACCGGUCAUCUCCCUUGA